This is a messenger RNA of Symbiodinium sp. CCMP2456, 4022 nucleotides long. Lineage: Eukaryota; Dinophyceae; Suessiales; Symbiodiniaceae. The record is from the annotation of a GenBank genome assembly.
GAGCGGCCGCCCAGAAAGAGAUCGAACUGACGCUUGCGCAGCUAAAGGAAGUUCUGUCCAAGAGCACCCGCGUCAAGCAGCUUGAGAGCAAACUCAUGGCACUGGAGAACAAGGUGUCCGAAUCGCGGAAGUCGAAGAACGACAGCUCGGAGGUCAGCGUUCGCUCCAGCAAGCUUGCCGAGCUUGAGGGCAAGGUCAACCACCUGACCAAGCAGCUCGAAAAUUCCAACCGACAACUUCAGGAGUCGCUCGAAACCAGCAUCCGCUCCGACAUCAGUGAGGACCUUCAGGCUGAACGCCGACGCGCCAGCGAGUGGCAGGACCGAUGCGAGAUGCUGCGGCAGUCGCUGGCAGAUCGCGAAACCUCAGCUUCACAGGACCUGCAGGAGACCCGGCAGCAGCUUCGCGAUACGGAGAACAAGGUGAAGCAGCUGAGCGCAGAGCUGGCAGGUGUGCGUGAGGCCAAUGCCGCACACCUGGCGCUGGGCUCCGAGACGGAGGUCCGGCAGCUGAAGCAACAGCUGCAGCAGCUCGAGGCCCACAUUUCUGCAGACUUCAAGGUGGAGGUGGAACUCCGCAAGGCGCGUGCAGCGGCUGCGGAGGCACAGUUGUCGGAGCUGGCCGGUGAGCUUAGCGACGCCAAAGCUGCUAGAACCCGGACGCUGUCCCAGUUUAAGGACAUCGACGCCGAGAUGGAGGGUGCCCGGAGGAGACUUGAGAAGGCGGAGCGGGAGAAAGCACGCGCCGAAGGCGAGCGCCGAGAGGCGGAAGAUCGUGCUUUGGGGCUCCGGGACGAGUGCAAGCGUUUGAAGAAGGAGCUGCAUGACACCAAGCACACGAUGCGUGCCAUCGACAGUCCCAAGAGGGCAGGCACCAUCUGCGCCACUGCGCGUGCGGAUGCGCUGAUGGAGGCAGGUGCGCACUUUGCUUCCCUGACGGACCUCAGCACCUCCACGGGUGAGGUCGAUGACUACACGCAUGCCGCACGCAAGCCAGCCACGCUCACGCGGCAUGGCAGCAUGGGUGCCAUCUCGGCAUCUGAAGCCAAAGCGGAGCGAGCAGCAGGUGCCCUCGACGAAGCCAGAAGGGAACUAAAGCGGCAGCAGAAGGAUGCCUUCCGAAGCGGGAGGCUUGCGACGAGAACUUGCAGUCGCGGUGGCAACGGCGUUGGCAGCCAAGGCAGGCUUUUGAUAUCGAUGAAGUUUGCAUAUGCCGAUGAAACUGCCAUCUUCACCGGCAUUGCGGAAAGAGGAGAGCAGAUCGUGCACACAUUGCAGGAAAUUGCAGCUCACAGCAACCUCACUCUCAACUACGAGAAGUCAGUGCUGCUCCGCUCACAGGCAGCACGCAGCCAUAUACACCUCUUCAAAGGUGACAGGAACAAGCAGGUUACGCAGGCCAAGUACCUGGGAGUCAUGUUAAGCUCUGACUCCUCCGCAAGACAGACAUCACCACCUGGCUUCGAAAGGAUUUGCAAUGCAGUGUUCGUUCCGAUGCGUGCCUAUGGCAUGGAAUCAGCCGCGCUCACAAACAGCCGAACGAAGGCGUCCGUGCUCUUGCCGACCAACCUCCGCUCACACACCACAUCCACAGGGCACAACUUAAGCUAUUUGGUCAAGUUUGAGCCGGGUCGCCGUCGAGUACGCUGGGCGGAGCAGUGCUUUGACCUGGCGUGGCAUGGGCUCUCAAAGACUUCACAGGCUGGGGGGGACUCUCCUCCUCCGCGGCGGCGCUCCGGUGUGCGUUUGCGUAUCGAGCAGGAAGCCGCGGAGCGGCUUUCCCUUGGCCUGGGCGCAGGUAGUUCAGCUGCAAAGUUCCUACUGUACGGUAGGUCGAAUUGCUGCCUGAGGGUGGCGAAUGACUGGCGUGCAAAAGCCGUUCUUUCUUUAUGCGGAGAUGCAGGCGCAGCAGCUUUGCCCGGCUAUGCCCUUUCCAAACGUGGACUUUCAGAUGCCGAAGUUGUUCGCGAGCUUCAUGUCCAAGCAUGUGAGUUAGACUGGGGCAAAUGCACCCAGUCGUUGUUUGUGCGCAAGCUAAGCAUUCCCUGGAACAAUCCCAGGCGAGAUGGCCUCGUAUCCCCGGUCAAUGGCACCGGCUGCCGCCCGGACCCCACUGGGGGCCAGCUGAAGAAAGUCGGUGAGCUGAAUCUGGGGCUCAUGAGCCGCUUGGCGCAUCGAGUGCAACCCUUGAAGCCGUUCGAGAUUCGAGGCUCUACGACCACAGCCGCUCCUUCCUCUCCCGACGACGCCAACUCCACACCCAUCUUGUUCUGUCCGGAGCGCCGACCGAUGCCCGGCAGUGCCUCAAGCUCUCUCUCGGCCCCGCCUACAGACGUCAAGCUGAACACAGCGGCUGAGGCGGCUGCGAUCCGGCUGAGGUUUGAAGCUCCACAGGCCACUUGCGAGGCAGACAUUCGACCAGGCGCCUUGAGCUUUCAUUCACAUGCGCGCCUCCUGGCGACACAGGGCGGAAGCCGACAAAGGGCGAGGCGCAAGGCCCAAGGCAUUGCAAGCUCGGCGCCAGGCCGCGCUCGGUCCCCUGACGCCGUGCUGUUGGGCCGGCCUGUGCCUAGCACCGGUGGUGUGCGAACGCCGGUGCAAGGCGGGACGAAGAUGGCUCCGCAGGCUGGGCGCUUCCUGAAGUGGAAGGCGCCCGGAGCCCGCUUCAGCCGCACAAGGAGGUGUGCUCUGCCUUCACCUGCCACAGUGACAAGUGAGUCACAAUGGAAGCCCAAUCUCCGGCUACGACCAGAAAAGGGAGAUGUGUGGGAGGGGGUCGAAAUUGUGGACCAAAAGGUGGGUGGGUGUCAGUGUCACUGGACUUUCGCAGCAGUGAGGUGCGGACCUGACUCCGCCAUCCCCGACACCGACAGGGAGCCCGGCACUGGUGAAGAGCAAGACCGGCCUGAAUGCAAGGUGCCUCAGUGUGAAGAUGGGCUCCAGAAAUUCCUUGAUGUCAUGCACAAGUUGCGCGUGCCAAGCCCGGUGCUGGGGCACCGCCUGGUUGCACCGGGAUCCGAAAAAGGCAGCGUGGGCCAGGGUGCCAGUCUUGACGCGAAGAAAGAAACCGGAGCUGCUCCCCAGAAGGCGGUCACCUGCCUGGGCAGCCGCCCGACAGCAGAAAUUUCAGUCUUGCAGACCAGUGCUCCACCGUCGCCACAGCUUCCGAGCCGCACAGUGGGGGUGGCCUGGCUACAGAAGCUAUUCCUUGACAGCACAUGGGCUGAUGCUGUGGGGGUAGCGAAUGGCUGCAUGCGUUGCCACAGCGCAGUACGCUUGAAAAAGAGGCGGCUUGCCGACUCCGAGUUCAUAGCCCGACGUGCAGUGAGGGCGAGGAAGCCCUCCACAAACUGCACGGUGCCCUUGGCGCGCACAGGGGCCAUGGAGAGUAGUGCCAGCUUGAUCAAAGAUGCCCUGGAGAGCAAGCAGAAGCUGCAGAAGUAUGCCAAGUCCUGCUUCCAAGCGUCAGACGCCAAUGGCGACGGCCAAGUGAGUUUCGAGGAGCUUUGCAAGUGCAUGCAGAAGAUGAACGCAGAUCUCGGCAUCGGGGAUUUCACGGAGCGGCACGUGAUGCACUACCUCCAGAGAUUCGACACCGACGGCGACGAGCUGCUAAAUGAGAAAGAGUUCCAAGAGCUCUACAGGGCCCUGCUUCUGGUGAAGCUGGAGGAUCUUGCCGGGGCUUUGCAGCCGGAAAGCACAGCCAUGGAGGUGGAGCCUGCCGACUUCUCGCGGGAUAUGUUUAUUGGCCGACGGAAGGGGAAGCCGGAGGACAACUACGAGGUCUUCGGCAUCGUGGGGGUCGGCUCUUUCGGAGUGGUCCGGAAAGUCAAGUGCAAGCUUACCGGCACCACUCGCGUGAUGAAGGUGGUCGACAAGCAGAAGGCACUCAAUGGAGGCUAUCCUCUGAAGCUCAUCAUGGAGGCGCGGAGAUCGACAAGCUCCGGGCUCUUGACCACCCGUCGGUGCUGCGGCUCUUCGAACCUCUUGCCAGAAACGGUCUUGCUGUGCUGUCUUCUCUAG